GAAGGAAGGUUUAUUUAAUUUUGUCCCUUCAUUAUACUUACAACACACUUUCAUUUUAGGGCCACGUGUGUUCAGCGAUUUUUUUGUCAUUCUUUGUAUUAUUUAACAAACAAUGAUGCGUUAUUUACAUGAAAAGUGUUCACAUUUCCGGUAUUUUUGUUACUAAACGUGCGGAUUUGACACAAGUCUCCCGUGAGUGACUUUUGACACUCCUCUCAGCAUGGAAAACACACCUCAGUCCAGGCUGUACCCCUAGAGAAACUUAAAGUUCAGAUUAUGGAUUCAUCUACAAACAGUUUGGAUGACGUGUCGGCAGACGGCAGUGCAGAGUUCCCAGAUCGAACUUCUAUGAUGGAGGUGCGUCUGCAGGCACAGGAGGAUGAGAUCACGCUGCUGAAAUCCUCACUGGCUGAUGCCUUGCAUCGGAUCCGCCUCCAUGAUCAGCUCUUACCAUUAUUGAAACAGCAGCUCAUUGCAGUGAACCCAGGUGCUGCACGAGUGCUGAACCAAGUGUGUUCCUCAGAUGAUUGCACCAGCAGCAGAAAACUGUCCACGAGCUCAGCCAGCGAUGGAAUCCGCCACCCUGCUGCCAGCCAACUGUCAGACAGCAUUGUGACCAAUGUGAAUGGCCACAUAGGAACCUCAGUGUCUAUGAAGCCAGGUCCCAGACCAGCAACAAUGGACAGGUCAACCCAGACAGAGCCCACCAUUCCAGGGCAGGACAGUAUCCCUCCUCCCAGGAGGGUCCAGAGCCUUCAACUAGAGGAUGCCCUUCCUCCAGCGGAGCCCAUGGUUGAGGGGACACGUGCUAAGCUUCACCGCAUCCCUGGCUUGGAAGAGGAAGACGAGGAGCAGGAUGAAGAUGAAGAAGGAGGAGGGGAGCAGGAAAAGGAGCUGAGUUGGAUGUCAUCAGUGGAGGAGCCCAUUCAGCCCACCACCAUCAGAGGCCUUCAGAAAGAGGACUUCCACGAUGGAAGCUGCUCUCCAGAGGAGCCAGGCUCUGGCUCAGCCGUAGUCCGAACCUCAGACCAGAACCUCAACACCCGCUCUGGAACCUUGUCCCCUAUCCAGGAAGGAGAGAAUAAACCGCUGGUUCGUAGGAACAGUGAAAAACUGGGGAACCCGGAGAGGCAGAGGAAACGUUUGGACAAGAAGGCGGCGUCCUCAGCCAACCUCCUCACCCGCUCCCCCAGUCUGGAGAAUCGGGCCAAGGAACUGAUUGCCAGUGCAGGAUCCCCCGGGUCCAGAAGAGGAACCUAUGGCCAAGGACAGUCAAUCAAAAUGUUUAUUCGAGGUCGGCCCAUAACCAUGUACAUCCCCUCAAACAUUCAGAACUAUGAAGACCUGAAGAUGGAGCCUCCCUCUGAGAGACUGGAGCUGGACUGGGUCUAUGGUUACAGAGGACGGGACUGCCGGGCCAACCUAUACUUCCUUCCAACGGGCGAAGCAGUGUACUUCAUUGCCUGUGUUGUUGUGCUUUACCACAUCAACAACCGCACACAACGGCACUAUCGCAAACACACAGAUUGCGUCCGCUGUCUUACGGUCCAUCCUGACAAGGUGCGAGUGGCAUCUGGCCAAACAGCAGGGGUGGAUAAAGAUGGCAAGCCCCUGCAGCCUUGUGUCCAUAUCUGGGACUCCACCACUCUGGUCACCUUGCAGCAUAUCGGCUUAGGAACCUUUCAGAGGGGAGUGGGAUCAGUUGCGUUUUCCUUUGCUGAUUCUGGAGCGUUCCUGUGUGUGAUCGAUGACUCUAAUGAACACAUGCUGUCAGUGUGGGACUGCAACAAGGGGACCAAGUAUGCAGAGAUCAAGAGUACAAACGAGGCCGUGUUUGCGGUGGAGUUUAACCCUAGUGACAGCACCAACAUCAUCACCUGUGGCAAAUCUCAUGUCUACUUCUGGACACUCAGCACAGGACAGUUCACCAAGAAACAAGGCAUCUUUGGAAAAUACAAGAAGCCCAAGUUCAUCCAGUGCUUUGUGUUCAGUCUGACUGGAGAUGUUCUGACUGGAGACUCUGAAGGAAACAUUCUGACUUGGGGAAAAUCAGCUGCAGAUGUCAAAACCCUUGGUAAAGGCGCCAAAGAGACCUUCCAGAUCAUGCGACAGACCAGAGCCCAUGAAGGCAGCGUGUUCACCCUCUGCCCCUUGCAGGGUGGCGCUCUGCUCAGUGGAGGAGGGAAAGACCGUAAGAUCAUCCGCUGGAGUGCUGACCUGGCACCUGAGAGAGAGUGUGAGAUUCCAGAAAAGUAUGGGGCAGUUCGUACUAUUGCCGACGUGGAUGGGGAGGAACUAUUAGUUGGUACAACCCGGAAUGCCAUCCUUAGAGGCACCUUCUCAGAUGGAUUUGUGGCCAUCGUGCAGGGCCAUGUUGAUGAGAUGUGGGGGCUGGCUACACAUCCCUGUCAAAACAUCUUCCUCACUUGCGGUCAUGACAGACAGGUGUCUUUGUGGAACACCGAGGAACACAAGCUGGAUUGGUGCAUCACCCUUGAGGAGUAUGGUUUGUGUGCUGAUUUCUGCCCUAAUGGAUCAGUGGUUUCAGUUGGCCUCAGCACAGGAAGGUGGAUGGUCUUCGACCUGUUGACCAGAGAGGUGGUGUCUGAGUCCACUGAUGGGAAUGAGCAGCUGUCUGUCAUGAGAUACUCACCAGAUGGCAGCUUUUUAGCUGUUGGAUCCCAUGACAACUUCAUCUACAUUUACAAUGUGACAGAGAGCGGCCGGCGCUACAGCCGCUUUGGGAAAUGUAAUGGUCACUCCAGCUUCAUAACUCACCUGGAUUGGUCCAAAGAUGGAAAAUACAUCAUGUCUAAUUCAGGCGACUAUGAGAUCCUUUACUGGGACAUAGCAGCAGGGUGUAAACUGCUGAGGAAUCGAUUUGAGAGCAAAGACAGAGAAUGGGCUUCCUAUACCUGUGUGCUGGGCUUCCAUGUCAUGGGUGUGUGGUUGGAGGGAUCUGACGGCACAGACAUCAAUGCCCUGUGUCGCUCUCACAGUGAGACGAUGGUGGCUGUGGCUGAUGACUUCUGCAAAGUCCACCUCUUCCAGUACCCCUGUCCUAAGCCUAAGGCACCAAGCCACAAAUACGACGGCCACGGCAGCCACGUCACCAACGUCCGCUUCACCCACAGCGACUCCCACCUCCUCUCCAUGGGCGGGAAGGACACCUGCAUUCUUCAGUGGAGGGUGAUAGGAGGUGGGGUGGACGACGGCAGAGAGAGACUGGCCUCGGUCUCAUCCACCUCCACCAGCUCUCCAGAGCCUGCCGCCAGUUAGGAAGCGCUCAGUCAUGAGCAGUGACAGAGGGGGAACUGCUUACACUGAGGUUCAGAGAGGCAUGUUAGUCAGUGGACAGCAGCUCAGCCAGUCCUCUGCAGCGCCACUGCUGCCUUUGUGUCAUACAGAACAUGUAGGGGAGUCCUCUCUCAGAGGAAUAUCCAUAAUCAAUUUACACUUCCACACCUCUAUAAUCAUGUACAUCCUUGUGAAACUGGACGGUGGGAUUCUUCCCUUAACACAAUUUUGUUGUUGUUCUGAAUAGAUGGUGAGGAUCUUUAGAAGUAGUCAUGUACAGAACAUAACUCGACAUCUGUGGUGACAAAGACUUUGGUUUCAGUGAACAUUCCUAUGUUUUAGUCCACCUUGUUUACCAAAUAUACCAAAGUGCUGCAUUGCUGUGCAUGCCAUCAAACUUACAAAGAUGUUUUCAUAAGGUCUUUCCAUAUUUUUAAUGUUUUAAGAAGUGUUUGGUUUACAUCUCAGCUAACAUUGAAGCUGUUUUUAUGCUUGCAUUAGAUAGACUGUGACAGACUUGUUCCAGUGAAAUCAACUCUCAGCAUUUCUGAUUAAUUAAUUUCUCUAACAGUAGAUCAGUACACUUGAAAGAAUUACUUUAGUACAGUUUUAUAUAUUUAAGAGAACAUUGGGGAUACUGUGAUGUCUUAUCUGUCAAACUCCCAAUAAAACUGAAGGCUGAAAAAGUG
This is a messenger RNA of Scatophagus argus, 3986 nucleotides long. It is a transcript of the gene eml3, whose product is annotated as EMAP like 3. Bases 277 to 3279 code for a protein of 1000 amino acids. The record is from RefSeq and is a predicted model, not a curated record. Lineage: Eukaryota; Metazoa; Chordata; Actinopteri; Scatophagidae. Gene Ontology annotation, cellular component: mitotic spindle. Gene Ontology annotation, molecular function: microtubule binding. The transcript is spliced from 24 exons. Gene Ontology annotation, biological process: microtubule cytoskeleton organization.